CCAUCAUUCGUAGCUGCUCAUGGCCGCCGUCGUUGAAGAAGGUGAGGUGUAGACAUACAACUUGUUUUAUGUGAUAAGAAUCGGGGAGUUAUACUUAUGGAUUCAAAACAAUUUUCGUGACAAAUAUAACAAUGGAAAAAUUAUAUCAGAGACUGUGUCUGUCAUGGGGUACUCAAUUUAACGAGAGAGAACUGUCUUUUGCACGGGUUUGAAGUCUGAAAAAUGGCAUCCAAUUCUGAUAAAAUGGCCGUGACAGUGGAUAACCAUACGAAUACUCCAGUUAACGAGCACACUGAGACCGACGUUAAAGUAGUGGUGGCUACAAGUAAGGUUGUCUCGGACGGAGUUCACAAAAAGAAGACAUUUAAGAUCACAAGUAUCACCAAGAACCGAGGUGGAAGUAGCGAGGCCCCGAUUGGGGAACUGGAUGGGGACUCGUUAGAGGAUUUGGAUGAGACCGUGGAGAGUCACACGGAGGACGCGAGUUCUGAAAUUCUGGAUGGGUCAAAGUAUGAGGAUGUGGGGGAACAGAGUCCCCUAGAGGACAAUAAUUUCUCAACAGAAGCUGAGCUUGAGGCAGGGAAAGAGCCCAAGGAGCACACUGUCACAAGGUUUAAGGUUGUCAAGGUAGAGACCAAGGAACCGUUUCGCAGGGGGCGAUGGACGUGUCGUGACUCUCUGGACACCCCCGCCGUGUCCGAAGGAAGCGACACAAAAAUCAGUUUUAAGGACAAGGAGAAAACCAAUUCUGGCAACUCGAGUGCGUGCAGUUCUGUUCACUAUGAUUAUGGUCAGGACGACCCUUCCAAAAAUCCACUACAUACUGGUCACACGUUGAAUCAAGUGAACGAUCAGUUGAAUGAAGUGCUACAGAAUCAACCCACUGGACUAGUUAUGAAUCAGAAUCCCGUCAAUGUCCACAUGACACAGACGGGUCAGUUAGUUUGGAGCGACGGUACGCAAAUGCCGCAGUCGUCGAUUAAUCUCGCUCACUCGUACGGAAUGCAUCCGAAUCCCUCCAAUCCUAACAUGAAUCAGAUGCACAAACUUUUAUAUGGUGUACCAACAAUGAGUGAUCAAGCAACUUUGCAAUCCUAUAUAAAUGCCAUGAACAUAAGUGUUACAGGGGCCUCCAACUUUGCCCCUACAAACCAGUCGGUAGUGAGUGUAAGUCAGGGUCCCGCUCAGCAACAGUCAGUGUCAGUACAAGCCAUACAGAAUGGACACCAUGGGCACAUACACAAUUCUAAUGCCCCUGUGAUAACCUCCCUUCCAAACAGCAUUAAUGUCUCUGCCGGUGGUGACAAAGACUAUACUCAACAACCGACAAACAUUCACCCACAGACUUCUCUGAACCCCAGUAAUGAUGUAUACAGUGUUCCCCAAAUAGCGCCCACGAGUCAAAUUCAUUCCCCCGGGGAAUACCAGGAGGUCAAAGUGUCUGAAAGUCCAAAUGUAGUACCCAGUAAUUUACCCAUCAACAUGUCAGCUAGUCAGUCUCAAACGGAUCAAGUUGCCAAAGCCAGUGAAAACAUAUCAGAGGGCGUCCCCACAGACCCACAGAGCCAGAGGGAGGGUGAGGAGCUGGGGAACCCCUCCCUGACCCCAAUACUGACCGAGUCUGCUGUGGCUGAAGCUGUAGGCAGCAUUGCUAGUCCAACCAAAGAAGACGCAGAGAGUGGUUCAAGUACCGUGGCCAUUGACAACAAGAUAGAACAAGCAAUGGACUUGGUAAAGAGCCAUUUGAUGUACGCCGUCAGAGAAGAGGUGGAGGUUCUCAAAGAACAGAUCAAGGAACUCAUCGAGAAGAACUCGCAACUCGAGCACGAGAACAACAUCCUGAAGGCGGCCGCGAGUCCGGAGACACUGACCCUGCUGAGUCAGCCCCGCCAGCCCCCACCCCCAUCCUCAUCGUCAUGACAACCUGUCCCCUAGGGCCCGAGAUGGCCCAACCCUGCUACAAGCUUCUAGUGGCCCGGUAACCACGGAGGACACCGCAAGGGAUGCAUAACCCGUAGUCCUGACAACCCAAUAUCCAGAGAGAGGCUGCCAGUCAGAUGAGAUAUAGAGUCUGUUGGUGGAAGCUGAGACAAGCAUUGGGACUCAGUGCUCGGUGUGAUGGAGGUCUGAACUUUGGGUUCGGAUCGUGUUGUGGAUUAUUUCCGUAAAAUAUGUAGAUAUACUCAUCUGAUGAUACCGGUACACAAAGAUUGUUAAUGUGUAAUAUAUGUCAUGACAUUUUAAAGUGACACUAAAAAAACGUUUGGAAAAAAAAACCAUGUACAUUUCCAGGUCAUUAUUUGCCAUUCCUAAUGUUUUGAUGUAAUUAGAUGCUUGGUAUUCUGAUCUCCAGACAGGAGAAUCUGUGUAGAGCAUAAAUAUAUAAAAGGAUCAGCUUUUGUUUGGUUAUUGUAUGAUCACAAAAAUUCCUUUCUAAUUAGAUUUUAUUGAAAAAAAUGUUGUUUUAAAAACACCAAUGUCAUUGAGGGCUUUUCUGGCAUGCCAGACGGAUUGGAUCUGGCCACCUCAGACUUCUUUGUGCUCAGUUGGUGCUUUUAGAAAAUGAUUAGGUUUUAUUGGGCAUAAACAAGAGAAUGUCUCGGCCAGCACUAUAGGGAAGAAUUCUUCACCAUAAAAAAUCCAUCUGAUUCAUUUUAUUGAAAUGUGCAAGUGGGAUUUUAUAUCAAUGUUUAGGAAUUAUUGGAGAUUUCGUACAUAUGUCGCCAAAUAUGUAAAUACAUGUAUUUAAAAGAAGUCUCUAUAUUCUUUGUGGAAAAAAUACUAUUUUUUAAUAGAACUGACCUUGGUAAAGAUUUGUUCACAAUACGUCAAUUUGUUUACUAGCCAUUGCCACCUGUUUUACCCUUUUCUCUUCCUCUCUCCAUUGAUAUCAUACAAAUGAUCUUUCCAUAUCAUUUGUAAUUAUUGUCUUCUAGAAGUUUUUAUAAAUUAGUGGAGCAACCAAAAAUAAACAAAAUGAAUUGAGAAAUGUGGAGUGACGAGGGCUGAGCUAUUGGGUCAUGGCUUUUUAUGAUUGAUUUUAUAAAUCAUUGUUACUGUUUCCUUCUGUUUUUAUUGAUGAUAUCAUUUGUAAAUCAGUGUUCCUAAAUUGAAAAUUAGCUUAUGAUGAACAGUGAGUGAGAAGGGCUCUGUUGAGAAACUCUAGAGUUUGGACAAAAAAAGUGCUGCAAUGUGUCUGUGAUGAGGGAAAAAAAACUCUGUUCUGUCACAGACAGCGACAAUUGUUUAUGUGUUAACAGUAGCAUUAAUUCAUUCAAAUGUAUUUUAAAACAUGUGAUAAGCUUGGAAACAAAGUAAUCUAUAAUAAAAGUUGUAUAUAUAUAAA
Messenger RNA from Magallana angulata, 3346 nucleotides. Its product is annotated as protein bunched, class 2/F/G isoform-like. The transcript is spliced from 3 exons. Gene Ontology annotation, biological process: regulation of transcription by RNA polymerase II. Bases 223 to 1920 code for a protein of 565 amino acids. The record is from RefSeq and is a predicted model, not a curated record. NCBI's taxonomy places the organism in Eukaryota, Metazoa, Mollusca, Bivalvia, Ostreida, Ostreidae.